This is a messenger RNA of Capsicum annuum, 882 nucleotides long. The record is from the annotation of a RefSeq genome assembly. NCBI's taxonomy places the organism in Eukaryota, Viridiplantae, Streptophyta, Magnoliopsida, Solanales, Solanaceae.
AUGAGACAAAGGAGAGCACUUAGACAAUUCACUUUGAGUACAGGGAAGUCUGCUGGUAGGAAUUCCUCAGGGCGUAUUACGGUUUUUCACCGAGGGGGUGGAUCGAAGCGAUUGCAGCGAAGAAUUGAUCUGAAACGAAAGACUGAGUCUAUAGGCGUUGUAGAAAGGAUAGAACGUGCGCCUAAUCGCUCUUCUCGGAUCGCUCCGGUACGAUGGUUCCCCCGGGGGGGGGUCCGCCAAUGCAACACGAUAGAAGAGUUCGCUCCGCCGCGUAAGAUCCUCGAAUCAAAAUCAACCACGACGUAUAUCUUUGGGAGAAAAUACUUUAAGGUAUUCGCUCUUCUCCUUGUACUCCUUUUUCAUUGGUACUCGGGGGGGGAGAUUCUCGAAGGAUUCGUUGCCGCGUGCGACGGGAGGAGGGAGCCCUCCUUUGACCCUAUUUACCCUCCCCAAAGAGAUGGGCAGCCAGCCAUUCCCCAGCCGGAGGUUCAGCCGGUUCCGCGCGCCAUCCUGGUUCCGGAAUUAGAGCACCCUCUUCUUUCAGAUAGGCAAAGGAGAGCAGAGCUUCAGACCCGGCUAGCGUUCUUCUUUCAAGAGAGGAACGAGGCCAGGCACCUCCCAAUCUAUCUUGGGAUACUGGACAAGCAGUUCCUGGUCGAAAAGAGGGUCGAGGCUGCAUUGGUGCAGGAUGGGUUUUCCCCCCAGAUGCUUUCGCGUCGGAAGUGGGAAAUCCGCAGCAUCUUAUUCAGUCACCCUACUCGGGUGGGAACUGCUAUCGCCGAAAAUACCUUAAAUAGGUAUUUGGCCCAGAUGGAACGGGAGGGCACGCGACAGAGUCUACCCUAUCUAAGGGUGAUUCGCGCAAGCCGGUUUUGGGUCUGA